CAGUUUUCUCCUAGCGGAGCCAUGGACCAUCAUCUUUGGUCCACAGGGUGCUGCACAUGGAAUUGGAUUGGAAUUAUAAGCCUACUUUUUAACCCAGCUAUGUAGCUACCUUUGGCUUUGUGGGAUGUGCGGUACUGUUUAUUCCUUUUUUUGUGCACGUACCUAAACCCACCACCCAUCAGGCAAAGUUGAUAUGUCAAAAAAGUUACCCUUCGCCCUUCAUUCACAAGACCAAAGGGCUGUUGUUAUUAUCUACCUACACUGUUCCAAGGGAGUAAAGUUGGCGUGGCUUGGGGUUUGGCUGGAUCGCGUAGGUUACGCUGACCUUAACCAAAAAAUCUGAACUGAAAUCUUCAGUCGGUUUCAAAGGAGCAAGAACGCUUCAAUAUAAGAAGAAGAUCUUUGUGUCUCGGAAUAUUACGAAAUAUUUUGAAAUUAAUUCUUAACAUCAUCUCAUUGGACCAGGUCGGUUGUGAUUAAGAAGUCGGGAACAUACAACUUAUCGUGAUCCUGAUACAAUUACCACGCAUUUUUAUUUUUUCAUUGACUCAUAAGAAAUACUCGGUGGGGAACAAUGGGUUGUGCCACUAGUGUCUCAGUUAUAUUGACACCGACCGAUAAAUAAACAUGUCAAAUUCAUUCAUUUUUGUUCUUCAUCAUAAUAUUUGAUUUGUCUCACUCACCAACUGUACGUGGUGUAAAUAAUUGAAUAAAUCUCAUCAAAUUCUGACGUCCCAUUCAGUCAAAUGGAACACAAAAGCUCCCACACCAUGUUCAGGAAUGUGUAACUUCCGUAAAUGUAAAGAUAAGCAAACAUCAUGAAACUCCACAAUUCACGAUUUUAUGACGCGUUUGACUACGGGGAAAGUGCAACCCUUGACUGAAGGGAAAAUUCAAACGAAAGGAAUUUGAUUUGGAUUUUCCACAACACAGCAAAAUUCAAGAAGAAGUUUAAGUUCAAAGUGCAAUUUAAAUUAGUAAUUGUUAAUUGUCAUUAUCAUUAUCAGUAGUUAGCUGUAUUAUCUAAGCAUGUGAGACAAGGAGCCAACUGAGAGAACCAGGGUUGGAGUGAGAAGUUAAAUUACUUUGGGAGGCUGCUACUAAAUUGUGAAAUUGUUAAUCAGAAUUUGUGAAUGUGAGUGAACUGCCAUUUUUUGGUCACAGUUAAAAAGAACGGAAUGAAAAUCUUUGGAUGGCAAGUGACCGUGUCAAACACAAACAUUGCAGUCACUGUGGGAGCAGUACUUGGAGGAGGUGCGUGCUAUGCUAUUGUCAAGUAUUUGCUAGGUUCAAGCUCUCGGAGAUCGAGAAGACCAAGACUCAAGGGCGGAGGCGACGGGGAGCCUGACCUCCACCUGAUAUCAUAUUUAGAACAAGAAUACGGAAAUUUCAGACAAGUUUGCUUGGAAGCUGAUCCCAUUGGGGCAAGCUAUUUACAUGAACUUCCUGACAAUUUCUUCGCUUUUCCACAAAAUUUUCUCAAAUUUAUUUCAAAUUUCGUCUCUGAACACACUAAGCGAUAUCUACAAGCUCUAGUUGUGGGCAGUAGAACUGGAUACCUGGUUUUCGCAUUGGGAACCAUUUUCGAAGAGGUCAAGGGCGUGGAAGCAUCAUUUUCUCAAGUUGUGACAUGCUAUCAAUUCCAAAAUUUUACGACCGUAACUCACAGUUUUCCAGCAGAAGGUGCAUAUAAAGAAUUGCCAAGAACUUUCAAGUCUCCAAUCACAUCUACUGGUCCAUUUCCUCUCAAACGGUCGGGGGAUAUACGGAAAAAGAACAAAGAAAAUAUAGAAUUUGACAAUGUGGACUUGGAUGAACAGACUUUGACUUACCUUGGAAAGUUUCAAGUUGUUGUUUUACAAAACUGUUUAGAAGACUUGGAUGAUCCUUUAACAUUUAUAGCAUCCCUAAAAAAUAUUGUCCUUGAAGGUGGAUUUCUUAUAAUAUCGGCGGAUUAUAAUUGGAAUACAAAAUUCGACAAUUCCCUGGACUUGUCGGAUUCAAAUAGCUUUGAUCUUUUGAAACGCAUUUUAAAGGACGAAUUUGAGUUCAAGGAAGCAAAGAAUAUUCCAGAAAUAAUUUGUGAAUCUACCAGAUCGUGUCACAUUCGCUACAAUCAUGUCACAGCGUGGAUGCGAACUAGUUCCUGAAUUAGUAGUAAUAAACUAAGGGUUUUGUGGAAAUAAACUCUAAAUUAUUAUACGAACUGUGAAAACUAAAAAUGUGACAAUCUUCCUUAAAAAGUUAGUGAGUGCGUUGAGGUGCAUCGUGUAUAAAAUAGAUAUCAAGAUGGAAGGUCCUGCUCUAAAGCGACCAAAGCUUCAGUUGGCGGACUUGACGCCAAAAGACUGGAACUUGUGGUCACAUAAUUUAGAAAUUUUACAACAACAUCUUCCCAAUGGAUGUUUAUGCAACGUUGGAAUCCUAGAAUUACAGCGACCUAUAUUUCCACCAAAUGAACAAGUGGCAUCAAGUUGUUCCGUAGAUAUUCGAUUUCUUCGCGAUUACUCGUUGCAGUUUAUCAGUACAAUUCAUAUGUUAAUUGACACAGCGCUCAAACAACAGUUUAACGGGUUUAUUUGCAAGAAGAUCCUAGACAUGUCAUCCGAACUAUCCAUGGAUGAAGGGAGUUGGGAAAUGCUAAUAGGAUGUCUUGAUUCAACGGAUAAAUUUGUGACAGCUGCCACUUCCAAGUGUUUAGUUUCAUUAUUAAUGUGGACACGACUUCCAAACUUAAAUGAAAUAAUUGACGAGUUAUUUAAUAAUGUUAUGAUUACAACGGAUAAUCCUUUAAAAUUAACACAUAUACUUGACGUUAUUAGAGGAGUAGUAGAGUACAAAUAUAUUAGUGAACCACCUAUAUUUCUCCAAGAGAAUGAUGAUGACUACAACAAUUCUAAUUCUUGUAAUGCUGACGAUGAUGGAGGAAAAGGCAGCUUAAAGUCGUCGGAUGUGACAAUGACAGACGUAUCACAAUCAAAAUCCACCACCUUUCCAUCAGAGUCAACAAGUUCAGCAGCAUUGCAAGCUUACCAAUUACGUGCAAGUUGUCCUAAAGUAGAAGUUGAUACCGAAAUUAUUGAGAAUGAGGUGAAAACAUUAUGUGUCAAAGCCUUAGAGAACUGGUGGACAAGACUGUUAACUAAAUUCCAAAUUAUGAUGGCACAUUUUGAACCUGCAAAUGAAUCUCCUAUUGUAACCUUUUUGGAAUUAUGGCUUGGAAUUAUAUCAGGAGAUAAUAGCAUAAGCGUAAUUGAUACAAAACAUUACUAUUUGCAUUUGGAAGCAUUUGUGCCCCUCUUAAAUCCAAAUUCACCUCCAAUAAUAUGGUCGAAACUAACCGAUGUUUUCAACGAAGUCCUGUGUUAUGGCAGAACUCUUGCACUCCAAGAUGUCCCAAGCGAAGAGCCAUGCGAUUUGGCUCAUCUAAUUAUCCGUUGCGUCAGAAGUCGACAGUUUCUUCAGGGGAUUCCAUUCACGAGAGAAUUUUCUGGGUUUGGUGGUAGUUCCUGUGUUGGACCUGUUGAUUGGGAGUGCAAGAGUGAAAGUCAUACAAUUCGGGACAAAACAUGUAUAAUACCCCCAGUAUCUACAGCGUCUCUUCUUCUGCCACAUCCAUCUUCAUCAAUCCUUGAUCACAACGGUAUUCCAUUAUCAUCCAAGUCCUUAGCAGAAACAGAACAAUCGUCGUCGUCGCCGUCCUCCUCCUCCUCCUCCACUACUUCUUGUUCUACUUAUACACCUGUAUCAUCUACCCUUGCUUCCUGUUCAACAACAGAAACUACAAUUGUAAAUCCUACGUCUUUCAGUCCCGUAGCAUCAUCAAGUAACAGCACAGCAACUCUACAGCAAAACCAAAGAAUACCUUUAAAACCAAAACGAGCUUUGCCAAUUUCUCAAACAAUAUAUAUCGGGCCAUCAAUAAAUGCUGUUCAGCUUGACGAAUCCUUUGAUGCAACAUUUGGGAAUCGGCCGCUCUUACAAAAAGUGGUCCUACUCGUCCUAAAAAGUGUCGCAGUUACAGUUCAAGAAACCCGUGUUGAUGAUAUUGACAGUGAUGAAGAGGGAACGUCGUCGAUGGAUGAAACAAUUCAUUCGGGGUCAGAAUCUGAAGUUAACGACAUGGCAUUUGUUGAAAAUUCGAUCCGUGAUGUCUUUCGAGAGUUGGAUUUAUACGUAAAAUCUGUCCAACCAUUCCAUCCUGCUGCCCCACUUGGAGAGUGGAUCAUCAAGCUUUUCGUCGAUCAAGACGAUGCGUUAAUUGAAGCUAUGAUGUGCACAUUGGACUCUUAUCGUGGGUUCCAUGAGAAAAUGGAAAUUCCUGCAGAUUUUAAGGAAUCUUUUCAUCCUGUCAAAACUUUUGUAGCCCUGCUCGGUGAAAUUUCAAAUGACAAUACAGUUAUCUUGGAUUGGUUAAGAGGAGCUGAGACUCCUCAUUUUCUCACGUACUUUCUCUACUUUCUAAAAUUUGUGUUCAAAAAUUGGUCAGAAUUUGUAUCCAGUUGUGGUCGGGACUUGGAAAACACGAUGAGUGUCCUUAUUCGCCUCCGAAUGAGUGUGGGUAGACUUACAGAAAGGGGUUUGUGGCCGUACAAUAUUAAUCCAGUGCUCAGGUUAUUAGAAAGGUGCGAAGGACUGUAUGAGAAUGAUAGUAGUAAUAGCAGUAGCUGAGUAGUAGCAUCCUGUAGUGAAAUCAUUAUAUAGUGCAAAAAUUGUAUUUUCUGAGUAUGAAUAAAUAUAUAAUGUUUAGCAAAUUAGUCUUACGCCAUUACUUGCCUUCCUGAAUAAAUAUGCUUUGUGCGUUGUAUUAUUCAUACAGACUUACUAUUAAGAAUGAAUUAUUUGUGGUAUGUAAUGUGUAAACAUUUUUUGUUACUUUUGAUGAUGUACCACUAAUAUUUAGACGAAAUGACAAGUUAUUCAAUUUGCAGUUUAUCGAGUGCAUUGUUAAAAAUAUGUGUUACCGAACAAUAUUAUUCCCUGUCUGUCAUGUACUUGUUAUUACUAAAAAUAAUUUAGCCUAAGUAUUGAUUCAUUUUGUGUAACCGGUGUCAUCAACCUUGAACCUACCUCAUUUAUCACCAAUGAUUGAUGAUUGGGUUUUCCAAAUCAUAUUUUUGUAUUGUUACUUGUUACGAUGAAGAAUUUAGAAAAAAUGCAGACUGAAGAAAUAAAUAAGAUUGGUCAUUAA
This is a messenger RNA of Folsomia candida, 5191 nucleotides long. It is a transcript of the gene lin, whose product is annotated as protein lines. The transcript has 7 exons. Lineage: Eukaryota; Metazoa; Arthropoda; Collembola; Entomobryomorpha; Isotomidae. The record is from RefSeq and is a predicted model, not a curated record. The coding region runs from base 2290 to 4671 and encodes 793 amino acids.